This is a messenger RNA of Cercocebus atys (sooty mangabey), 973 nucleotides long. RefSeq names its product histone H2A type 1. Gene Ontology annotation, molecular function: DNA binding; structural constituent of chromatin; protein heterodimerization activity. The transcript has a single exon. NCBI's taxonomy places the organism in Eukaryota, Metazoa, Chordata, Mammalia, Primates, Cercopithecidae. The record is from RefSeq and is a predicted model, not a curated record. Gene Ontology annotation, cellular component: nucleosome. The coding region runs from base 57 to 449 and encodes 130 amino acids.
AACAUAUUCUUGUUACAUUUUCCUGUGGGCAUUUUUUAAUUUUAGCUGAACUAGCUAUGUCUGGUCGCGGCAAACAAGGCGGCAAAGCCCGCGCCAAGGCUAAGACUCGUUCUUCUCGUGCAGGUCUGCAGUUCCCUGUGGGCCGGGUGCACCGCCUGCUCCGCAAAGGCAACUACUCCGAGCGCGUCGGGGCUGGCGCGCCGGUGUAUCUGGCGGCGGUGCUUGAGUACCUGACAGCCGAGAUCCUGGAGCUAGCGGGCAAUGCGGCCCGCGACAACAAGAAGACCCGCAUCAUCCCGCGCCACCUGCAGUUAGCCAUCCGCAACGACGAGGAGCUUAAUAAGCUCUUGGGGCGUGUGACCAUCGCCCAGGGCGGCGUUCUGCCUAAUAUUCAGGCGGUACUGCUGCCUAAGAAGACUGAGAGUCAUCAUAAGGCCAAGGGAAAGUGAAGUGUUAACGCUUCAUACACUGUCAGCAGACGAAAUCAGCCUAACAACAAAGGCUCUUUUCAGAGCCACCUUCGACUUCCGUUAAAUGAGCUGUUAUGCUUUGUAUUAUGCAGCCCACACAGAUGUUUUGAGGUGUUUUUGAUGGUUUUCGUGUGACACUUUUAGUAAUUUGUCCUGCAGAAAUCUAGAUCUAUGGAAACCUUUUCAGGAACUCUACAUAUGUAGGAGAAAUGCCAUGCAGCACAAAAAACACAGGGGUGAUCCUCGCUAAGUUUCACACACAGCAGUUACAUUUUGGAGGAAGGAAAUUAUACCCAUGGGUGCACUCCUUAAGUAUUUUUAAUGGAAGUGUUAAGCAAAACACGCAUACCCCACACGGUAAAACAGUUUGAAAAUGUCACACCAUUUGCUCUAGUAAUUGAUGGCAUACACAAUUGAGAGCGUACACAUUACCACUGAACAUUUCAGCAUGUAUUUCCAAGAUAAGGAGCUUUUUUCCAGUGUGGGGGAUGUUUUGCUUUGUU